AACGACAAAGAAGAAAAAUACCAUUGGUGCCGACGUGACAAAACAAUAGCCGUUGGAUCAUAAACGAUCAACGAUAAGAGAUUAAUGUUCUAGCGGGUGUGGCAAUUUUGAAGUGACUAGUGAGAGGUGUAAAACAAAAAUAAAGAAAAAAGAUGUUUUGCAAAAUCUAGAAAACAAAGGAAAAGAGAGGAGGAGACAGAGAAUUAAAUUAGAGGAGCAGAGUGGAGAGAGAGAUAUUAAGGUUAUGGCGGCGUUGCAGAGCGCGAGAAAGGCCAUGAAACCCUCUCUCUGAUCUCUCUCUCUUUCUUCCCCUUCUUCUUUCUCUCUGUGUGUUUCUUAAAUACUCUCUCUUCUCUCGUACCGACAAACGAGCUUGCCUUUUUACCACACCCUUAAAAGCUGUACUCAACUUCAAUUUCAAUAACACUACAAACCCGGAGAGAAUGAACUCUCUACCUAAACCCUAGAUUUCCUCUCUCCCCUAUAGUCUCAAAGAUCUAAGCGAGAAAGUUAAAAAGAUCUAGAGCGAGAGUCUUUUUGUUUCAUUUUUUUUCUUCUAAAUAUCUGAUUGGAGAGCGGUGGUAUGGGUAGUGGUUGUGGUGGUGUUGCCGGUGAAUGGCGGGUUUUUUCUCGUUAGACGGUGGAGGAGGCAGAGGCGGAGGAGUAAACGGUCAAGAAGAACACAGGACCAACACGAAUCCUCCUCCGCCUGUAUCUGAGUCUUGGCUUUGGUACAGAAACCCUAACGUCAACGCAAACGCAAACGCAAACGCGAUCGCUCCUUCCUCUUCAAACGCUGCUGCUUUAGGCACACUUGAGCUAUGGCAAAACCACAACCAGCAAGAAAUCAUGUUCCAGCAUCAACAGCAUCAGCAAAGGUUGGAUCUAUACUCCUCCGCCGCUGGUUUAGGAGUAGGACCAAGCAGCCAUAGCCAAUUCAAUAUCUCCGGCGAAACUUCAAACGCCGGCGCCGGAGUAACGGCUGCGGCGGCACUCAUGAUGAUGCGAAGCGGCGGAGGAGGAGGAACCGGUGUGAGCUGUCAAGACUGUGGGAAUCAGGCCAAGAAAGACUGCGCUCACGUUAGGUGUCGAACUUGCUGCAAGAGCCGUGGCUUCCAGUGUCCUACUCACGUGAGGAGCACGUGGGUUCCUGCCGCCAAACGCCGUGAGAGACAACAGCAGUUAGGCACGGUUCAGCCUCAAACGCACCUGCCACGCGGUGAUAGCGGCGUACCGAAACGCCUACGGGAAAAUUUACCGGCAGCUUCUUCGUCUCUUGUCUGCACUCGCGUACCUACUCAUCACAACGCUUCAGGUUUGGAGGUUGGAGAUUUCCCAGCGGAGGUGAGCUCACCGGCAGUGUUUAGAUGUGUGCGAGUGAGCUCAGUGGAAGACGGAGAAGAAGAGUUUGCUUACCAAACAGCUGUAAGCAUCGGUGGUCACGUUUUUAAAGGCAUUCUCUACGACAACGGUCCUGGAAGUAUUGGUGGCGGUGGCUACAACGUUGGUGAGAGCUCUUCUGGUGGCGGAGGAGCUCAGCAGAUGAAUCUCAUAACAGCUGGAUCUGUGACGGUUGCAACCGCUUCUUCCUCCACUCCAAACGCUGGUGGUAUUGGCGGCUCCUCCGCGGCUUACACUGAUCCAGCCGCUCUUUAUCCAACUCCGAUCAACACUUUCAUGGCCGGUACACAAUUCUUUCCCAACCCAAGAUCAUGAUGGAAAUCUGACAUAAUGCAACGUAACUCUAUUUAAUUCUUAGAAUGAUAUUAGGGUUUUAAAACCGUUAAUUGUCUGUUUAUGCUUCUUCUGGACACUCAAAGUUGUUGCAGUUUUAGGGUUUUUAAAACGGAAAUUUAAUUCAAAUAAUAUAAUCUUCGUAUUAUAAUGAUUUCGUGAGGAUAAUGUCAUUAAAAUGAUGGGAGCACAUUAUAGCCCUUGUUGUCUGAAUCUUUGUUUCAUUAAUGUGUCUGUUUCUUGUUUGUGUCACACGUAACCUAAGAAUCCGGAGAUAAUGUUCCUUAUCUUUAUAUCAACUUUCUAUCCAGUAACCAAUAGAAAAAUCGUUAAAUAUGUGUUGUAUAUAUUAUACGUACAAUUUAGUUUCUUCAGCCAUGGUUUCAGUUACUGCGAUUAUGAUAUGGCCUGUGCCCAUCCAUGCAUUUAAUGAUAUUCAAAUUCUAUUAUUUGUUUAUUACUAGUAGUAAUUCAUAUGUGCCAUAAUUGACAUGUGAUAUAAUCAGAGAAAGUGACAAGAUGAGUAUAUAUUUGUAUGUUAGAAGAGCGACAUGUAGAGAUGUGACAUGAGGGUGCGUUCUACAAUGGACGUUGUCUAACCUAAUUAAUAAAUCAUCCGUCCUUUGCAUUAGUCAUUUGAUUAAUGAGCAUUUUUUAAGUUUAACUAGAGAUUUUUUCCGCGCGAUUGUGUCUUAUAAAUUUAUUUUAUUUAUAAUAUUAUUUGUCGGUUUUUUUAUUUUACAUUAACUUC
Messenger RNA from Brassica napus (rape), 2485 nucleotides. Its product is annotated as protein SHI RELATED SEQUENCE 1. Gene Ontology annotation, molecular function: DNA binding; DNA-binding transcription factor activity. The record is from RefSeq and is a predicted model, not a curated record. NCBI's taxonomy places the organism in Eukaryota, Viridiplantae, Streptophyta, Magnoliopsida, Brassicales, Brassicaceae. Gene Ontology annotation, biological process: positive regulation of DNA-templated transcription. The transcript is spliced from 2 exons. The coding region runs from base 616 to 1716 and encodes 366 amino acids. Gene Ontology annotation, cellular component: nucleus.